CAAAACCGCAAACACCUGUCAUAAUGAUAGGCCCGGGAACCGGUUUGGCCCCAUUCAGAGGCUUCAUUCAGGAGAGAUGGCAUCUGAAGCAAAACGACAAACCCGUCGGCGAUACCAUCCUUUACUUCGGCUGCAGAAAGAAGUCCGAAGACUAUCUCUACGAAGAAGAACUCACUCAAUACGUGUCGAACGGCACUCUCACCAAACUAUACACCGCUUUCUCCAGAGAUCAGGAGCACAAGAUAUACGUGACUCAUCUCUUGAAACAGAAUAUGAAAGAGAUCUGGAAUAUCAUCGGCGAAAAGGACGGCCACAUCUAUGUCUGCGGUGACGCCCGAAAUAUGGCGCGAGAGGUCAAAGAGAUCAUAAUUGAGACGAUUAUGACUGAAGGCGGCAAAAGCCGGGCCGACGCCGAGGCAUACCUGAAGCGCAUGGAAUCGCAGCGAAGAUAUUCGGCGGAUGUGUGGAGUUGAGCGCAUUCUUGACGUAGACAAUGAAUUUCUCGUCGUUUAGUUUGAAUUGUAUUAUAAAUAUUUUCGAUAACGAAUUCAAAUCAAUUUUUACCUUUAAUUCUAACGCU
Molecule: messenger RNA, 580 nt
Organism: Medioppia subpectinata
Lineage: Eukaryota; Metazoa; Arthropoda; Arachnida; Sarcoptiformes; Oppiidae
Source: the annotation of a GenBank genome assembly